AUCCCAUCCACGAUGGAAUCGGUGCUGACCCGUUUCAAUCUCACGCUCGACAAUAUGACAACGUUAAGCUCCAACAUACGGCAGGGGCUUAUCGAGCAGUACAGCAACAACCGAAAGGUGGCCGACCCAUGGUAUCACAUCCUGAUCGUCAUGUACGGUACCUUGAUCGUUUUCGGUGCGACAGGCAACAGCUUGGUGGUGUUGGCCGUCGCCCGGAAACCACAGAUGCGUACGGCUCGCAACAUGUUCAUCGUAAAUUUGGCCGUUUCCGAUCUCCUACUGUGCCUAGUGACAAUGCCACUGACACUGGUGGAAAUUCUCACCAAAUACUGGCCCAUGGGUCGAUUACCGUUUUUGUGCAAGUCCAUCGGCACACUGCAGGCCACGAGCAUCUUCGUGUCAACCAUCUCCAUCACCGCCAUUGCAUUAGAUAGGUAUCAAGUAAUUGUAUAUCCGACGCGUGAUAGUCUCCAGCUGAUGGGUGCCAUCGCCAUCCUUACCGGUAUCUGGAUCAUCUCGAUAGUGUUAGCCUCACCGAUGUUCAUCACUCGACAGCUGAUCCACUACGACGUCAAUCUACCCAGCCUUGGCAUAGAGUAUGUGUCGUACUGCAUCGAAGACUGGCCGAUUGCGUACGGCCGCGUGUACUAUUCGGCCUUCACCCUGUGCGUGCAGUACGUGCUGCCUAUUCUGAUAGUUUCGGUGGCGUAUCUUCGGAUCUACUUAAAGCUGAAGCACCGAUUAGUGGUCGGCACAGCAUCCAGCACGAGCGGGAAGUCUGGUGAAGCGAAACCGGUCCGCGAGCGCGAACGUGGCCGACGGAUGCAACGCACCAACUAUCUGCUGAUCAGCAUCGCGUUGAUCUUUGGCGUUUCGUGGCUUCCGCUAAACCUUUUCAACCUGUUCGCCGAUCUGUACGUGCAUUCCAUCACCCAAGACAUCAUGGUGGCGUACGCGAUCUGUCAUAUGGCCGGCAUGAGUUCGGCCUGCUCGAACCCGCUACUGUACGGCUGGUUGAAUGACAAUUUUCGGAAAGAGUUCAACGAGCUACUCUGCCGGACGUCGUCGGGCGGCCCGAUCGGAUCGGGCGGUCACUCGAACGGAAGCCGAGCGAACGGAGCAGCUGCCACGGCCGGCCGAACGCGAGGUGCUCGAACUGCGACCUGUGACGGUGCGCCAGACAACCGAACGCUUCCGGAACUAACGCAGGUGCGCGACCGACAUGCGGCAGCAAUGCUGCACGAAUCGGGCAUCACCGAGAACGGUGACCAUACUGAGCUGACCGAGCUGAUGUCCUGAUCCUGACUCCCGACACUGACCGCCGAUGGGCAGUAGUAGCGGGGCCCGUAGCGCC
Messenger RNA from Anopheles maculipalpis, 1354 nucleotides. RefSeq names its product neuropeptide F receptor (gene NPFR). The record is from RefSeq and is a predicted model, not a curated record. Gene Ontology annotation, cellular component: membrane. Gene Ontology annotation, biological process: G protein-coupled receptor signaling pathway. Gene Ontology annotation, molecular function: neuropeptide Y receptor activity. The transcript is spliced from 3 exons. Bases 13 to 1299 code for a protein of 428 amino acids. Lineage: Eukaryota; Metazoa; Arthropoda; Insecta; Diptera; Culicidae.